This is a messenger RNA of Pseudogymnoascus verrucosus, 963 nucleotides long. RefSeq lists its product as uncharacterized. Lineage: Eukaryota; Fungi; Ascomycota; Leotiomycetes; Thelebolales; Thelebolaceae. The transcript has a single exon. The coding region runs from base 124 to 963 and encodes 279 amino acids. The record is from RefSeq and is a predicted model, not a curated record.
CUACAUCUCUUCAUCUCACCUCCUUCACCCAUUAACCAUUAACCCAUUCCCACCAUCAAACCCACAACAUCCAACCCCUCGAACUCAACAACCCAAUCCAAACCCACCCCACCAACCACCACAAUGCCACCACACAUCCUCCUCCUCGGCGCCCACGGCAAAAUCGCCCUCCAACUCCUCCCCCUCCUCCUCACUCGCUCCUGGUCCGUAACGGCUCUAAUCCGCGACCCCUCCCAAACCGCCGCCAUCCUCGCCACUAAACCCCCCAGCGCGACCGGCACAUUGGACGUCCUCGUCGACUCCCUCGACGCCAUCCGCACCACCGCAGACGCCACGCGGGUCCUCGACAAAUCGCGCGCUGACUGGGUCGUCUGGGCCGCCGGUGCGGGGGGGAAGGGAGGCGCGGAUAGGACGAAUGCCGUGGAUCGGGAUGCGGCGAUUGCGUUUGCAAGGGCGGCGGCGGGGGAGGGGAGGGUGAAGAAGUUUCUGCUUAUUUCGGCGUUGAGCGUGAGGAGGCAUGCGGCGCCGUGGUGGAGUAAGGAGGCUGCGGAGAAGGUGAAGAAGGCGGCGGAUUCGUUGGCGGUUUAUUCGGCUGCUAAGUUGGAGGCGGAUGAGGUGUUGACUGUUGUUGGCGAGGAGAGGAGGAGGGAGGAUAAGGGGUUUAGUUAUAUUAUUUUGAGGCCGGGGACGUUGACGGAUGGGGAGGCGACGGGGAGGGUGGAGUUUGGGAGGACGGAGGGGCCGGGGAAGGUGGCUAGGGGGGAUGUGGCGGCGGUUGCGGCGGAGGUGUUGGGGAGGGAGGGGGCGAAUGGAUGGUACGAUCUGUUGGGGGGGGAGGGGAAGGUGGAGGAGGAGGUGGAGAGGGUGGUGAGGGAGGGGGUGGAUGCGAGGGAGGGGGAGAGUGUUGAGGAGAUGAAGGGGGCGCUGGAGAGGGCGAUUGCGAGGGAGGAGGUGAAAGCCUGA